Messenger RNA from Galleria mellonella (greater wax moth), 797 nucleotides. It is a transcript of the gene Psf2, whose product is annotated as probable DNA replication complex GINS protein PSF2. Gene Ontology annotation, biological process: DNA replication; double-strand break repair via break-induced replication. The record is from RefSeq and is a predicted model, not a curated record. The coding region runs from base 161 to 751 and encodes 196 amino acids. Gene Ontology annotation, cellular component: nucleus; GINS complex. Lineage: Eukaryota; Metazoa; Arthropoda; Insecta; Lepidoptera; Pyralidae. The transcript has 3 exons.
GCGGGUAAUUUUGACACUUCAGUGUAUUUCGUUUUAUUUUCUUUUAAUAAUACAUCCAAAAUUCCAAAACAGACUUAAUUAUAUUAUACACCAAAUAAUUAAAUAAUAACAGGCGUUACAUGUAUAUUAUUAUACAUAAUUAGACAACAAUAUAUUCAAAAUGGAUCCGUACGAAAUAGAGUUUAUAGGUGAAAACAGAAUCAUAAGCAUCAUACCAAACUUUUCGUACGACAAAAUCUAUUUGAUUUGUGGCGAAUUCGGACCAUUUCGGGCUGGUUUACCAUUAAAUGUCCCUCUGUGGCUGGCUAUAAUGUUGAAACAAAAGCAAAAAUGUCGGAUCGUACCGCCAGAUUGGAUGGAAAUGGAUAAUUUAGAGAACCUUAAGGAGGAAGAGAAACGUUCCAGAUUCUUCACAAAAAUGCCCAAUGCACACUAUAUGGUGGAAGCAAAAUUGAUCCUCGGAGCAGCUGGUGAUGAUAUUCCCAACUCGGCUGAAAUAAAGACAAUCAUCAAAGAUAUCUGGGACAUCCGCAUGUCAAAACUCAGAACGUCCAUGGAUGCAUUGAUGAAGUCGGGAGGCAGUUACGGCCGACUGGACCACUUGACCAUGAUGGAGAUCAACUCGGUGAAGCCACUAUUACCUGCUGCUAUGGAUGAUCUUCUUAGAAUACAAAUGAUGGCCAAGAAACCAGCGCCUGCAAGUCUCAAUAACUCAACAUUCAGUCAGUCUGGCAAUUCACAGAAUGUGUAAAUGUAAGAUUGUAAUUUAUGUAAUAUAUAAUCUAUGUUCUAUAUAA